AUGUCGCUGCGCCAGCAAGGCCUCCUCGGAUGGCUCCUACCCGACCCGAUUGACGUCGCCAUCGCGGCUUACGUGGCUGCGUGUGAGGCCGACGACGAAGGGAGGGCGGCGGCCUGGGCGGAGCUUCGAGCACGCGGCGCGACGUGUGCGGACUAUGUCGCGCGCUCAGAAAGGCAUCUAGCGAGCGAGGUCGGUUCCACCCGGCGAAACGCGUCACGACUGCUCGCGACGUUUGUGCGCGAGGCGCCGCCGCCGCCGGACGACUGUGCGGCACUGGCCGCGUUCUGCGCGGCGCGCGCGGACGACGCGCCGUCCGCCGAACAUGCGCUGCGGGCGCUCGCGGACGUCGUGGAAGCGGCGCGCCGCGGGACCGGUGAGGGCGGCGCGGCGGCGGCGGCGGCGGCGGCCCUGUGUUUGUUCGGCGACGGCGCGGUUCGGGCCCCAGCGUUCCCGCGCGCGGCGCGCGAGAGGUUUUUCGACGCGCAGCGCGCCGUCCUGGACGGAAAAGCGGCGGAGCUCGCGGCCGCCGCUUCAAACGAAGGCGCGGCCCGCUUCGCGCGCGGCGUCGCCGCGGCCGUGGAUGGCGAGCGCGACCCGCGCUGCCUCCUGCGGGCCCUGGGCGCCGCGCGCGGUUGUGGCCGGGCGGCGGACACUAUCGGCUGGGGCGACGCGGGCGCGGCUGCGGGCCUCGCCGCUGCAUUAUCGCCCUACUUUCCCGUGUCCUUCGUCGCGCCGGCGCGCAACCCGCACGGCGUCACAGCGGUCGGGCUCCGCGAGGCGCUGCGCGCGGCGCUGACGGCCGCGCCGGAACUCGCGAGCGAGGCCCUCGACCUCGCGCUCGAGUGCCUGCGCGACACCGGCGCAUCGCCUGACGAGAUCGGGGAAGCGUUGACCCUCGCGGCGCGCGCUGCCGAGGUCUGUCCGGAAGCGAGCCUUGAGGCGACGGCCGAGGAGCUGAUGAAGGCGGUCGCAGCGGUCGCGUCGAUGGCGCCGGCGCCGGCUGCAGCCGCAGCGCAGCGCCUCGCAGCGCGGGCCUGGCAUAGGAGGGUGGCGUGCGCACGGGGACUGCGCAUAGCAGCGCGGGCGGCGACGGCGUCCCCGGCGUCGCGCGCCGCGCGCGCCGCGGCGCAGGUCCUUGCGGCCGUCGCAAGCGCGGGGCCGCGGGCAUGGCGGGCGGUCGUCGCAGCGGUUGCGCCGGCGCUGGGUGCCUUGGUCGCCGGCGGUGGCGCGGACGCCGCGCCCGCGGUGAGCGACGGCGCGGAAAGGGCGCUUCAGCUUGCAACGACGCAGCGGGGUGCGACGCCGCCGGCCUCGCGAGAGGCGCGAUCGCGACGCAUGGUCCAGGUUCCAAUUCUUCACGCAGGCGCGGGCGCUCGCGCAGCUCUUUGGCGCGGCCCGCGGCCUCGGCGCCGCCGCCUGGCUUGAUAGUGCCGCCAGGAGCGCGGUGGUCGCGGCAGCGGCGGCGGCAACGGGCGGCAGCUCCGCGGCGCAGGCCGCAUGCCGCGCGGUCGCCGCCGCCGCGCACGCGGGCGCGCCGCCGGAGGUGCUCGGAGACGGCAACGUCGCGGCAGUCCUCAAGGCGCGCUGUCGCGACCGGCCGGGCCUCGCUGCGGCGCUCGCCUCGGCGCGGCCGGCGGCGGCAGCGGCGGCGCUCGCUGGCGCCGACCCGGCCGUGGCGGCCGCGCUCGCGGCGGCGCCAGCAGCGGCGGACGUCUGGGCCCCGCACGCUGUCGUGGCGUUGGCAGCGGGCGGCCCGGGAGCAGACGCGGUGGCGGCGGCGGUGGUCGCGGCGGCGCGCGCGGGCCGGCUCCACCAACGCGCCGCGGAUGCGCUCGCGUCACAUGAGGCGGCGGCGGCCGCUCUCGCAUUGCGGGGCGCCCUAGCGGCCGUCGUCGGCGCCGCCGCAGCCGAAGCGGCCGCGCGUGCGGCGCCGGCCGCGUCGCGUCAGAACGACGCAGCCGGGUUGGGCGCCUGCCUCGCGCGGGGCGGCGCGGCGGCUGUCGACGCGGCCAUCGUACCCGAGGCGGGGCCCUGCUUCGAGGCAUUCCUCCUCUUUGCGCCACGCGGCGACGCGGCGACGCGUGAGGUCCUGCGGCGGGCGCUCGCAGAAUCGCGCGUCGGCGACCAAAGCUGGUCGGCCUGCGCGCGCGCGGCCGUCGCGCGGCGCGACGCACCACCUGGCACGGCCGCCGUCGUCGCCAGUGUGGAAUCAACCAGUGCGUCGGGUGCACCCAAGAAUUCUUCACAAAGUCAUUCUACACAGGUCGUCGCAGAGGCCGUCGCCGCCGCGUUCGCCUCUGGUAAUGCCGACGCCGCUGCGGCGUGUGUCGCGCAAAUUACGGCGCCAGCGCCGCGUGGCGCGCUUCUGGCGCGCUUCUGGCGCCAGCGGUUCCGCGUGGCGCUCACGCCGAUCCUCUCCGCCGCGCCGCCCAGCGCCGCGCGCGACCGCGCUUUGGUCGCGCUGGCGCGCGGUGCGCCGCCCGCGGUCAUCGUCGAGGAGGCCACAACCCUGGGGGCGGCCGCGGCGCGCGCGCUCGGCGCCGGCAGAGAUGGAAACCAAGCCGCCGCGGCCGCCGUGUUGCUCACGCUCGCGCGCGGCGGCGCCUCUACGGAAGCCGCGGCCUCCGGCGCCGUAAAGGCGUGCGCGGCCGCCGCGUGCGACUCAAACGCGCCGCCCGCCGCCCGCGCCGAUGCCGUCCGCUGCCUCGGCGCGCUGGCUGCGGAAUUGCCACACGCGCGGUUCUACCCGCAUCGAAAGGCAGUCGGGGCAGCCCUCUCUAGCGUCCUGAGCGACGAACGCCGCUGCCUCCGCGCGCUCGCGGCGCGCUCCGGCGAUCGGGGUUUUACCCAGUACUAGGACUUAAGGGCCUGACGCCAAUUGGUUACACCAAAAAAACGCGGAGCAGCACGCAGUGAAUUUUAAGGACGUGUACAUUGCAUGGGCCCAGGCAGAUCAGUGCCAGUCUGCACCCGCACGAGAGAGUAGGGGGUGUCGGUUUUGACACUCCCCAGGUCAUUCGACCUGAGUCGCAUCAAAACAGAGCACCCCCGGGGCUGGGAGACUGAAAAUCCAUCGCGUUCCCCCUAGUUUCCCAUUCCCCGAAAUUACCAAAAUGCGUAUGACGGACGCAAUUCCCCGUCACAAACCCCAUCAAACAUGGGAGAAACUAUUUCGUUAGACGACUACACUACGCUGCCGGGGAAGUCCGGAGCUACACACUCUAUUUCCCUAUGCAUCGCAGGAGCAUAGCGCAUCGUUGGCUAGUAAGAGGUGAUAUUGGAUUGGUCGAUUCAACAAUAGUAUGGGACGUGGUUGCCUGCUUCUCUUAGCUAGACCCUGGCUGCAUACAAUGUUACGGCGUGCUCUUGCUAGUGCUUUCACAGUGUCUCGGCCCGGGCCCCGGGGGGGGGGGUCAACAUGUACUAUACCUGUUUGCUAAGAGCAGGGGUAAACGCCGGCAGACGACUCCAGUUGCGCGGCGCAGCAGCGUAGUGAAACCUGCUUCUGUUGCUGGGUCCAUGCCGCGCGCCCUGCGGGCGGCCGCGCUGCUCGCGAGUGCCGCGCGCGCCUGGGACGUGCGCACGCCGACCAACACGACGUGCCUCGGCGGCUGCGCCUGCGUGCCGCGGCUCCGCGCGUGCGUGCCGACGGCGCCGGCGAAGGACGCGCGCGUGCUGGCGCUGAGCCUCGCGUCGCUCGCGCGCCACGGCGCCGACGUGGCCGAGGUCUGGGUCGUGUCGCGGCGCGCGGCGGGCGUCGACGCGGCGGUCGCGGCGGCGAACCGCGUCCGGCCGGUCGCGCGCUGGCUCGACGAGGCCGCGCACUUCCCGUUUGACUACGCCGGCGUGCGCGCCGCGCUCGGCGCGGCCCGCGGGCGCGCCCCCGACGGGGGCGGCUACCAGUACGCCGUGGGCUGGUACCUGCAGCAGCUCCUGAAGCUCUACUGCGGGCGGGCGAUCGCCCGCGCCGCGCGGAACACGACGGGCGCGGGACCCGGCGGCGGCGGCGGCGGCGGCGAGGGCGGCGAGGGCGCCGACGUGCUCGUCGCCGACUCGGACGUCGUCUGGACGCGCGACGUGGCGUUCGUCCACGCGGCCGCCCCCGACGCGGGCGGGGCGUGCCGCGCGACGUACAACUACGCCUUCAGCCGCGAGGCGCACCAGCUCUACUACGACACGAACGCGCGGCUCCUCGGCGCCGCCGGCGCGCCGCUGGCGGACUCGGCGGGGCGCGACAUCUCGGGCGUGGCGCACCACAUGGUCCUGCGGGGCGACGUCGUGGCGGCGCUCGAGGCCGCCGUGGCGGCGCGCCACGGCGCGCCGCUCCACGCCGCGCUCUUCCGCGGCGCGGCGGGCGUCGCGGCGAACGCGCGCCGCAACGCGUUCUCGGAGUACCAGCUCUACUUCCACUUCGCGCGGCGGCGCUUCCCGGCCAGCGUGCGCGUGCGCCAGCUCUACUGGGCCAACGGGCCCGGGCCGCGCGCCGUCGCCGCGUGCGGCGCCGACGGCUGGCCCGCCGCCGCGCUGCGGACGUUGGGUCACGCCACGGAGGCCGUGGAGAUCGAUCGGGCCGCGGGCUACGACUUCGCCGCCUACCACAGCUACGCGAAGCGGCGGCCGUGCGUCUACGGCCCGGCGGCCGACGCCGCCGACGGCGGCGCGUGCUUCGGGGGCGGCUGCACGCGGGCCUGCUUCAAGAGCCGCAUCGACGAGCGGUUCAAGCGCCGGGACCGCGCCGCGACGGCUCCGAGGCUCUGCGCCGCUAGGUAA
Pelagomonas calceolata is the source of this 4770-nucleotide messenger RNA. Lineage: Eukaryota; Pelagophyceae; Pelagomonadales; Pelagomonadaceae. The record is from the annotation of a GenBank genome assembly.